AUGUUUUUCAAUUUGCAAUUACAUGCAAUAGUCUCCAAUGCAAACCCUAAUAGCCAAGAUCCACAAGAGGCGAAUAGUGAAGGUCUUGGAGCAAACAUUAUUACUCAUAUUGCCAACAAGGCUAUUCAAGAUGUAAUCGGAAAUAGAAAGACUUUGAAGCAUGUAUAUGUGAACGUAGAGGCAAAUGAGAAGAAUGGUUUUGAGAUAGAGAGUAAAGAAACGGUGGGGGGAAGAAAAAACAAGAAGAGACUCGCCAAAACGGUGAGUUUAACGGCCGAUUACAGCGACCCUGGUCAUCAUCCUCCUAGGCAUAAUUAA
Messenger RNA from Arabis nemorensis, 318 nucleotides. Lineage: Eukaryota; Viridiplantae; Streptophyta; Magnoliopsida; Brassicales; Brassicaceae. The record is from the annotation of a GenBank genome assembly.